CCAUGGCGCACAAGACCUUCCUUGAGCGCGAACCGUACACGGCGCCUACGUGGGCCACGGAGCUCGCGAACGCGCCCAAGGAGCGCGUCGUUCUCGGCAACUUUCCGACGCCCAUCUACCCGUUCCGGCCGCCGGGACUGCCCGCGGACGUGACCAUGUAUAUCAAGCGCGAUGACUACAGCGGCCUCGAGAUCUCGGGCAACAAGGCUCGAAAGCUUGAGUUUUUGCUAGCGGAGGCGCUCGCGCAAGGUGCGGACUGUGUCGUUACGUGCGGCGGAAUCCAAAGCAACCAUUGCCGCGCGACUGCUGUCGCUGCCCGCAUGCUUGGCUUGGAUGCUACGAUCAUCUUGCGCGCGGACGAUCCAACGGCGGACCCCGGCCUCGUCGGCAACCUUCUCAUUGAUCGUCUUGUGGGUGCCGAGCUUCUCAUGGUGUCGCGGAGCGAUUAUGCGAAGCAUGGCGGUGGCGAUUACUUCAUCGAGGUAUGCGUUUUACGUGCUCUUGCCUCACCUUGUGGAUUGAAAACGUGCGAGCGCCUCCGCGCGCAGGGCCGCAAGCCGUACGGGAUCCCUGUCGGUGGCAGCAACGGUGUCGGGACGUGGGGCUACAUCGAAAGCAUUGAAGAGAUGGAGCACCAGAUCCAGCACUUGAAACUUGGCGUGACGGACGUAGCGUUUGCCUGCGGGAGCGGUGGGUCCGCAGCCGGUAUUGGUGCUGGCGCGUUCCUCUACGCCAAGCAUCACCCGUCGAGCGCACUGCAGUUCCACACCAAGCCCCCGGUCCAUUCGUACAUUGUGUGUGACUCGCCCACGUACUUUUACGAUUACAUCGACACCAAGAUUCUGCCGCACAUGGGCCUCGCUUCGGGCUCGUUCGGAUCGCGCGACUUUCUCCAAAUGACGAACGCGAUGGGUGUCGGGUAUGCGCUCAGCACGCAGGACGAGCUUGCAUACAUCUCGCGCGUCGCCCGUGACACGGGUGUGCUCUUGGAUCCGGUGUAUUCGGGCAAGGCCCUCUACUUGCUCGUGAAGGAUCUCCAGUCGCACCCCGAGAAAUUCGCGGGCAAAACCAUCUUGUUUGUGCACACGGGGGGCAUGUUCGGCCUCUUCGACAAGGCCUCCGAGCUCGAUGCGGCAGCCAUUGGCACUCCGUCGCUCUUCCAGUUUGACGCGUAAGCAG
Molecule: messenger RNA, 1179 nt
Organism: Saprolegnia parasitica CBS 223.65
Lineage: Eukaryota; Oomycota; Saprolegniomycetes; Saprolegniales; Saprolegniaceae
Exons: 7
Molecular function (GO): D-cysteine desulfhydrase activity
Source: RefSeq, a predicted model, not a curated record